AUGAGUGGGGGUGGGGUGAAUGUGGAGGAAAACUUGAACCGGCUGGACGAACAUCAUAUAGCGGCACACUUAUUUCAUAAGCCCACACGUGUUCUUACUCCUCAUGGCACGCUCGUAGAUGUAUUCAUGUUAGAGCCUAGGGAUCCAACGAUGGAAAUUAGGCGGGAGAGGCUCGACCCUUAUUUGAGACGUACCGGAUUUUAUCAUGCCUCUUUGAUCAAGCAUUUCGAGUACGACAAUCCACUUAUCAUUGCCUUUGUGGAAUGGUGGCGUCUUGAGACGCACACAUUUCAUCUCCCUUGGGGUGAGUGUACUAUAACUCUGGAGGAUGUAGCCAUGCAGCUAGGGCUACCUAUAGACGGACAGCCUGUUAGCGGUACGUUGAGGUCAUGGAGUAAGUUUCAUCAGAGAGAUAUUUGGGAAUGGUGUCAUGAACUUCUAGGUGAGGUUCCCCCCGGCCACGUAGGGACAACGAAGUACAACAUCAAGUUGAAGUGGCUGAGAACUCGUCUUCAGCAGAUGCCGCUUGAGUUAGAUGAUAAUGGUCGCAUGCAGUAUGCACGGUGUUACAUACUUUACUUGUUGGGAGGCGUGCUUCUCCCGGACAAGGCCAACAACACAGUCCAUGUACGAUAUCUGCCAUUAUUGGCUGACUUUGAUGCCAUUGGUACCUACAGUUGGGGUAGUGCCGUCCUCUGUUGGUUAUAUCGUUCUAUGUGCCUAGCAACAGAAUACAGUGUUGAGGGUAUGGCCGGGUGUCAUACGUUGCUCAUGUCGUGGAUUUACUACAGAUUACCGUUCUGGGCCCCGAAUGUUACAACACCCUUUAGUUUUCCUUUGGCCACGAGGUGGGCAGGGAAAAAAGGACAGAAUGACUAUGCUGAGUAA
This is a messenger RNA of Arachis ipaensis, 888 nucleotides long. The record is from RefSeq and is a predicted model, not a curated record. Lineage: Eukaryota; Viridiplantae; Streptophyta; Magnoliopsida; Fabales; Fabaceae.